AUGACAAAUCACAUGACUAAAGUGCUGACCAAUGCCAUGACCAAAGUGCUGACCAAGGUGGUGACCAAUGUGCUGCCCAAAGUGUUGACCAACGUGCUGACCAAAGUGCUGACCAACGUGCUGACCAAUGUCAUAACCAAAGUGGUGACCAAUGCCAUGACCAAAGUGGUGACCAAUGCCAUGACCAAAGUGCUGACCAAGGUGGUGACCAAUGUGCUGCCCAAAGUGUUGACCAACGUGCUGACCAAAGUGCUGACCAAAGUGUUGACCAACGUGCUGACCAAAGUGCUGACCAAUGCCACGACCAAUGCCACGACCAAUGCCACGACCAAAGUGGUGACCAACGUGUUGACCAAUGUGCUGACCAAUGCCAUGACCAAUGCCACGACCAAAGUGGUGACCAACGUGUUGACCAAUGUGCUGACCAAUGCCAUGACCAAGGUGGUGAACAAAGUGGUGACCUAUGUGCUGACCUAUGUGCUGACCAAUGUGCUGACCAAUGCCAUGACCAAUGCCAUGACCAACGUGCUGACCAAGGUGGUGAUCAAGUUGAUGGUUACGGCAGCGAUGACAUGGUUACGACAGCGGUGA
This is a messenger RNA of Babesia bigemina, 591 nucleotides long. RefSeq lists its product as hypothetical. NCBI's taxonomy places the organism in Eukaryota, Apicomplexa, Aconoidasida, Piroplasmida, Babesiidae. Bases 1 to 591 code for a protein of 196 amino acids. The record is from RefSeq and is a predicted model, not a curated record. The transcript has a single exon.